Schizosaccharomyces cryophilus OY26 is the source of this 3028-nucleotide messenger RNA. Its product is annotated as translation initiation factor eIF3a. The coding region runs from base 27 to 2822 and encodes 931 amino acids. The transcript is spliced from 2 exons. Gene Ontology annotation, molecular function: translation initiation factor activity; mRNA binding. Gene Ontology annotation, biological process: formation of cytoplasmic translation initiation complex; translation reinitiation. NCBI's taxonomy places the organism in Eukaryota, Fungi, Ascomycota, Schizosaccharomycetes, Schizosaccharomycetales, Schizosaccharomycetaceae. The record is from RefSeq and is a predicted model, not a curated record. Gene Ontology annotation, cellular component: multi-eIF complex; eukaryotic translation initiation factor 3 complex, eIF3e; eukaryotic translation initiation factor 3 complex, eIF3m.
GCAAGUUUAGUUCACAACCGCACAACAUGGCACCUCCUCAGGGAAAGCCCGAAAAUGUGCUAAGACUUGCCGAUGAGCUUAUUGCUCUUGAUCAGCAUGGGUCUGCACUCCAGUCCCUUCACGAGACCAUCGUCUUGAAAAGGUCCAGAAAUGCCCAAGGCUUUUCUUUGGAACCUAUCAUGAUUCGCUUUAUUGAACUUUGUGUCUUUUUACGUAAAGGUAAAGUCGCCAAAGAGGGUCUCUACAUGUACAAGAAUGCUGUACAAAACACCUCGGUGACCGCCAUUGAAAAUGUCGUGAAGCGCUUCAUUGAGUUGGCCAACGAAAAGGUUCAAGAAGCUCAAGCUAAAGCUGACAAGAUUUCUCUUGAAUAUGUCGAUGAUUUGGAGGCUACUGAGACUCCCGAAAGCAUCAUGAUGUCUUUCGUCUCAGGUGAAAUGUCCAAGACCCGUACGGACCGUGCUUUGGUCACUCCCUGGCUCAAGUUCCUUUGGGAUGCUUAUCGUACUGUCCUUGACAUUUUGCGGAAUAAUGCUCGCUUGGAAGUCAUGUAUCAACUAAUUGCCAACUCGGCCUUCCAAUUCUGCUUAAAGUAUCAACGCAAGACUGAAUUCCGUCGUCUUUGUGAAUUAUUGCGUUCUCACCUUGGAAAUGCCUCCAAAUUCUCUAAUGCGCCUCAUUCAAUCAAUUUGAACGAUGCUGAGACCAUGCAACGUCAUUUAGACAUGCGUUUCUCUCAACUCAACGUAGCUGUCGAGUUGGAGCUUUGGCAGGAGGCUUUCCGCUCAAUUGAGGAUAUUCACAGUCUUUUAACAUUCUCCAAGCGUGCCCCUUCCCCUGUCAUGCUCGGAAAUUAUUACCGCAAACUUAUCAAGAUUUUCUUGGUUUGCGACAACUACUUGUUGCAUGCUGCUGCUUGGAACAGAUACUUUACCUUUACAAAUGUUCAAAAGCCUGCUACUGCUAACUUUGUUAUCCUCAGUGCUUUGUCAAUUCCUAUUAUUGAUGCCACUAGAUUUUCAGGUCCUCCCCUGGACGCCGAAGAUGCUAAAAACAAAAACGCUCGUUUGGCCAUUUUGCUCAACAUGUCUAAAGCCCCCAAUCGUGAGGCUUUGGUUAAGGAUGCUGUUAACCGUAAUGUUUUGAACUACUGUGAUCCCGCUAUCCGCGAUCUUUACAGAAUUUUGGAAGUCGAUUUCCACCCUUUAAGUAUCUGCAAGAAGUUGCAGCCUAUUUUGAAGAAAUUGGCUGAGAACACUGAUACCGCUCAAUACAUUCGUCCCUUACAACAAGUUAUCCUUACUCGUCUUUUCCAACAACUCUCCCAAGUUUAUGAUGCUGUUUCCCUUAAAUUCGUUAUGGAUUUGGCUACUUUUGAUGAACCUUACUCUUGCACCUCUGGUCAGAUUGAAAAAUUUAUAAUGAACGGCAACAAAAAGGGUGCUUUUUCCGUUCGUGUCAAUCACAUCGAAAGCUCAAUUACUUUUGCAUCUGAUCUUUUCACUAGUCCAGUAAGCUCUCAGGUGGACACUACAUCUUUACAAUCCACCCCUGCAGAACUGAUUACAAAUCAACUUUCUCGUAUUGCGAAAUCGCUUACUAGUGUCUUGAUGCGUUUUGAUACUGACUUUUGCCUUCUUCGUAAGCAACAAUCUGAAGCUGCUUAUGACCGUGCUUUAGCUGGUGUUGAGCAAGAGAGAAAGGCUGUUAUCGCUCAGCGUAGCUUGCUUGAGUUACGUCGCGGUCAAGCUGAUACCUUGGCUACUCAGCGUGAAGCUGAACUCGCCGCUCAACGUGCUCUUAAGCAAAAACAAGAAGCCGAGGCUGAAUCUCGCCGUGUUCAAGAUGAAGUUAUGAAACGUAAUGCUGACAGAAUUCGCCGUGAAAAGGAAGCUAUUCGUAUUGAAGAAGCUAAGAAACUGGCUGACGAACUUAAGGCCAAGGGUGGAUUGGAAGUCGAUGCUGAAGAGUUGGAACACUUGGAUGCUGAUAAAUUGAGAGCUAUGCAAAUCGAACAGGUCGAGAAACAAAAUAGAAGCAUGAAUGAGCGACUUCGUGUUAUCGGUAAGCGUAUUGAUCAUUUGGAACGUGCCUAUCGUCGUGAAGCUAUUCCCCUGUUGCAGGAGGAUGCAAGGAAACAAGUCGAACAAGAUCGUAAAACCUUCAUUGAAAGAGAGAAGCAGCGUAGAGAGAUCCAAGAACGCAAGCAUGAAGAAGCUUUGGAAGACAAGAAACUGUUUUCUAAGUUUGCUUCAUAUAUUCACGAUUACAAACAAAGCAUUGAUGAUGAACGUGAAAAAGCCUAUCAAGAAGCUUAUGCUCGUGCUAAGGAUGUUAUAGAAGCUGAACGUGAAAAACAAUACGAGAUGAUUUACGAACAGAAGUUAGCUGAUGCAAUUGCUGAGGCUGAAGAAGAAGCUACUAAAGCCGCUGAAGAAGAAGAAACGCGUGAGCGCAGAGAACAAGAAGAAAGUCAACAUAAGGCCGUAGAAGAAAACGCUCGUGCUUCUAAAGAAGCCAAGGAGCGUGAACAACAGGAAAUGAGCGAGAAACUUGAACGUCAACGAGUGAUGCAAAUGAAGCGUGAAGAAGACGCUGCUCGGAAGAUUGCUGCCAAGAAAGCUAACUUGGGCUUAGCUUCUCAAAGUCCUCCACCCGUAACUGCAUGGAAACGUGGUGGUGCUACCGCUGGUGGUGGUCAAAGAUACGUUCCUCCUCGUGCUCGCGGUGCCGGUGCCAGUGCUGACACUUCUCGUGAAUCCGUGACACCUCCUAAAGGAGGAGCCUACGUUCCUCCUAGCAAACGCCAACAACAGCAGUAGAUUACUACUGUCAUUAGGGUUGCAUAAAAAUGUAGGGCUUAAUAAAUUGUCUCCGAGCGGAGAAGGAAUUUUGAAAUAUUAAAAUGCAGAAUGCAUUUUCUGUUUGUUAUUAGGUUUGAACUGAAUCACUGAUACUCUAAUAAAUAAAUCAUUUUCAGAUUUAAUACAUACUUAUAUCAGCUAGGAAAAAGCGUUCGUAGAACAAC